AUGUCCUCGUCGUCCUCAAAUGCGCCGGCGGCUCUGAACGGCGGCAGCUACGUGAUGCUUGUUUGCCGUUCUCUGAGUGAACAUUCUGUCGCCAAUAUCCAUGGCCGGAGGCCCGGAGCUGGGCCUGCUGGAACUGGCAAGAUCCGGGUCAAGUUUCUAGUGGACAACGAGAAGAAAAAGGUGGUGUUCGCAGAGUCCGGCAAGGACUUCGUCGACGUGCUCUUCAGCUUCCUCACUCUGCCGCUAGGCACCAUUGUUCGGCUGCUCGGCAAGGAUUCAUCUCUAGGAUGCUUCGAUGAGUUGUACAAGAGCGUGGAGAGACUUGAUGCGAGCCAUUUCCAGACCAAGGCCUGCAAGAACAUGCUGCUCAGGCCCCUCAACGCUGCCGGGAAGUUGUGCGAGAAUCUUGUUGUCAGGAUUGACGACACGAAUCACAGGCCUUAUAAUUUCUUGCUCCUUUUACGUAAUUUGGGAAUUGACGACGUAACCAUGCUUGAAGAGAAGACAUUAGAACUUGGCUUGGAGGAGAUCAAAAACUUGCUUAAGCAAAUCCUGACGUCUGAUCAACCCCUGACUGAUCUAUUGUUCAAUCCAACUCAUGAAUCCACAAGGACAGUUGGGCCAAUAUCUAUGGAUGUCAAUGUUAGUUCUGAGGAUGAUUCAAGUUCAGAUUCUAAUGUCAUUAAAGUGAAGCUUCUCGUGGCAAAAAUAAAUCAGUCCAUAGUACAUGCCGAGGUGGGUGAAGAAUUUUGCAAUCUUCUGUUCAGUUUCCUGACCUUACCACUCGGCCGUGUGAUCAAGCUCCUUGGAGGUUCUUCUUCCAUCUCAUGCAUUGAUAAUCUCUACAAAACUGUUGACCUGAACCUGAAUGAUUGCAUAAGUUCAUAUGAAAGUCAAUACAUGGUCGUCUGCCCCUGGUUGCCCGCCUUCUUCAGUUGUAGCAAUUCCUUGCUCCCAAGUUAUGAGGUGGCGCCAGCUGUAUCUUCUGUCGCUUGCUGCUCUCCUUGCAUUAGAAACUUCAGUCAUUUGGUGCUUAAAGAAAUUAAAUGCUCCCACGGCAACACGAAAAUGUUGGCAGUGAAUCCCAAGGUGCCAACCAUGACAACAGAGACGGGUGGUGGCUAUGCAAAAGGACCAGGCAAGUUCUUGGUGACCAACGAGCUUGGCGUGGUUCCAUUCUCGCUAAUGAACGCCUUGCACGAACUGAAGGGCAAGGAACUUUCCAUAUCAAAGCUUGAGACAAAAGAGUUCACAUUCACACAAGUGGAGGCACUCAACCUGUUGAGGGCUGCAUUGCUCUCUCGUGAUGCGCUGACCCUCGCCUACUUGGCAACCAAUAAACCAAAGAGACGGCCUCGUCACCACUACUAG
This is a messenger RNA of Sorghum bicolor (sorghum), 1371 nucleotides long. RefSeq lists its product as uncharacterized. The coding region runs from base 1 to 1371 and encodes 456 amino acids. The record is from RefSeq and is a predicted model, not a curated record. Lineage: Eukaryota; Viridiplantae; Streptophyta; Magnoliopsida; Poales; Poaceae. The transcript has 6 exons.